Molecule: messenger RNA, 1128 nt
Organism: Nematocida ausubeli
Lineage: Eukaryota; Fungi; Microsporidia
Exons: 1
Coding region: 1-1128 (375 amino acids)
Biological process (GO): tyrosyl-tRNA aminoacylation
Molecular function (GO): tyrosine-tRNA ligase activity; ATP binding
Source: RefSeq, a predicted model, not a curated record
AUGACACUUACGCCAGAGCAGAAAUACACGCUAAUUUCGCGGAGCCUAGAAGAGGUGCUGGGAGGGGACAAGCUGCAGAGCAUUUUGAAAACAAGAGACUUAAAGGUGUACUGGGGAACAGCACCAACAGGAAAGAUCCACAUAGGGUAUUUUGUUCCAAUUGCAAAAAUUGCAGACUUCCUGCGAGCUGGGUGCGAGGUGACCAUUCUGAUAGCAGACCUGCACGCUGCGCUUGAUAAUCUGAAGGCCCCAAUUGACCUUAUUGAGAAAAGGGCUGAGUACUACGAGGUUGUGAUUAAGGCCAUGCUUGUCAGCGUGGAAGCGCCCAUUGAGAAAAUUCGAUUUGUUCGAGGAACUGAGUACCAGUACAACAAGGAGUAUGUGCUGGACAUGCACAAACUUUCCAUGGUGGUCUCUGUUAACGAUGCAAAGAGAGCAGGCUCUGAGGUGGUGAAGCAGACAGACAAUCCUCUGCUGAGCGGUCUUGUAUAUCCAGGAAUGCAGGCCCUUGACGAGCAGUAUCUGGGUGUGGAUGCGCAGUUUGGAGGAGUUGACCAGAGGAAAAUAUUUAUAUAUGCAGAGGAUGUGAUGCCUAAGCUUGGGUAUGAGAAAAGAAUUCACCUGAUGAAUCAGAUGGUUCCCAGUCUAUCCGACGGAAAGAUGAGCAGCAGCGAUGCGCAGUCAAAAAUAGGGCUUGAGGACACAAAUGCACAGAUCAAAAAGAAGGUGCUGGCGGCUUUCUGCGAGGAGAGAAACAUUCAGCAAAAUCCUGUUCUUACAUUUAUUGGCAAGUUUGUCUUCAAUACUUUCCUGCGCGGUCCUGCUCCAGAAUUCAAGGUUGUGAUUAAGAAGCUUGAUGCUGUGCGCACAUAUGAGAGCUUAGAGAAGCUUGCAGGAGAUUUUGCAGAGGGAGUUAUUCAUCCACUCGAUCUUAAGGCAUCUCUUGUAGACUAUUUAGUGGACCUAAUAUCUCCAGUGAGGGAAGUGAUCCAAAAGCACCCAGAGCUAAUAGCCAAUGCAUAUCCGCUCCCAGUGAAGAAAAAGAUAGUUAAAGUGAGAAAAGAAGAGAAAGCCCGGGGUAAAAAGGAAGAAAGCACAUGCAAUGAGAAUGAAGUGCAGGAGAAAUAG